AACUCAUGGCUUUUGUAAUGAAUUUUCUGCUGAAAACAAGUGGAGAUGAUUGGUAUACGGUUGGGAGUUACACUUUCUCACUAAAAAACUCUGAGUUAUCUUUUGUAACUCAAGAGUACUGUUUCUUUCGUUAAAUCUUAUUGGUAUAAAUAUUUUUCUUAUUAAAAGGCGUUCUCUCUCUAAUGAAAUCUGUAAUGAAAUUAUUAUUAUUUUAUAUUAUUUGAUUUUUUUUAUUUUCGAUCGUCAUAUUUGAAAUCCAACAUUUUUGUAAGUAAAUGGUUCUUCUGUCACCUUUUUGUUUUUGUUUUUUUUUUUUGGUCGAAACUUCUGUCACCUUUUUGUAACACAUGGUGAUCAAUCUUCACUUCAUAGUAUGCUGUCUCGUUUUUCUAAGCGGGCAUGGGUCCAAUAAUUCAAGAGAUCUUCUUACAAGUAAUUUAUUAUUUAAAUAACAUUUCUCAAUAAAAUAAUAUACAUAUAAAUUUGUCAAAAAAAGUAGUAUAUAUUAAUUAAAUAUACGAGAAACCAUAGCCAACACAAAAUGUCCUAGAAACCCUAGCCAACGCAGAACAAAACGAGCAACAAUGGAUACUAUAAUCGAAGGAGCUGAUACCAUAAGCUCUAUGCCAGAUGUGAUCCUCCACCAUAUCCUCUCCUUUGUUCCCAUUGGUCUCGCGAUCAGAACUUCUGUCCUGUCCAAACGAUGGAAGCAUGUAUGGUGCGAGACACCUUGUCUUGACUUUUCUCCCUAUGUCCGAACGCCGACGGCUCGUGACAUAAACCAAACCCUAAUCUCCUACAGGGCUCUCAAAAUCACGGAGUUCCAUCUUGGUAAAUUGGAAUUGGAGGACUGGUUACCUGAGUCCCAGCUUGAUAGCUGGAUAGAAUUCGCUAUGUCCCGUAACGUGGAGAAGCUGUCUCUGAUUAUGUCUUAUUGUUUUGAUGAAGAGAAUUAUCGUUUCCCUGAUUGUUUCUAUCAUAGUUCCUCCUUAGAGAACCUCACCAUCGAUUUUGAUAUGAUUCCAAGAUGUGCCGUUUCUUGGAAAUGUCUAAGGACACUUAUAUUGUCACAUUCUUUUCAACCUGUUGCUGCUGAUGUUCUCUCUGGCUGUCCAGUUCUUGAGACCUUGGCACUGCUUUCCUGUGGUGGAACUCAGUGUAUUGAUCUGAGUAAUUCACCGAGUCUGACAACGUUGACAAUCAUUCGCCGGAAAUACUACAGCAUACAAGGGUCAAUGGAGAUUGUAGCGCCGCACGUCCGUAAUUUGAAUUUGGGAAAUACUGAUGAACCAUGUACUUUAGUGGAUGUAUCCUCUUUAGCCCUAUGUAGGCUUGGCAUUAGCGUAGAAGAUCAACCUUAUGUGGAGAUUGAUCUUCUUCAACUUGAGAACAUGAUGCUAAAGAUACUAGCAAAAGUGCAAAACGUACAGAAACUUACUUUUGACGCAGCCUUUCUUCAGACUCUAUCUCUCGCCCAACUCCGUGAUGUUCCUUUCCCAACGCUCAAGGUCCAAACUGUGACUCUUUAUACCAUGUUUGCAAUAUCUGUUAUGCCUGGUAUGGUAAAGUUACUACAAAAUUCACCUGGAUUAAAGAAGCUUGUAGUACACGUAGUAACGGACCUGAUGUGCAUAGAGGAACGUGAUAUGGAAAGGUAUUUACAUUCACAAGGCUUGAAUUGGUGGGAUCAAUGUUGGAGAUCAAAAUAUGAGGGGUUUCCUUCCUUAAAAGGUUUUUGUAAUGGAAAAGCGAAUUUGAUACUGGAACUCUCGGCUUCGUUCAUAGAAAUUGUGCUGAAAAACGUAGAGACACUAGACACGCUAGUUCUAGAGUUCAAAUAUGUCUCCAUUGUGCUUAGACGCUAA
Brassica napus (rape) is the source of this 1865-nucleotide messenger RNA. Its product is annotated as putative F-box/LRR-repeat protein At3g28410. NCBI's taxonomy places the organism in Eukaryota, Viridiplantae, Streptophyta, Magnoliopsida, Brassicales, Brassicaceae. The record is from RefSeq and is a predicted model, not a curated record. Gene Ontology annotation, molecular function: protein binding. The coding region runs from base 585 to 1865 and encodes 426 amino acids. The transcript is spliced from 3 exons.